Molecule: messenger RNA, 1313 nt
Organism: Beta vulgaris subsp. vulgaris (sugar beet)
Lineage: Eukaryota; Viridiplantae; Streptophyta; Magnoliopsida; Caryophyllales; Amaranthaceae
Product: chlorophyll(ide) b reductase NOL, chloroplastic
Exons: 13
Coding region: 65-1120 (351 amino acids)
Molecular function (GO): oxidoreductase activity
Source: RefSeq, a predicted model, not a curated record
CCAAUGGAUUUUAGGCAAAGGUGAGAAUUAGGCGGAGGUGGUACUUUAUCUACAACCACGAAGCAUGGCAAUCACCUCUACUCCACCCUUUCGUUCUCUACUUCCUCCUCAACAAUUGUUCAAAAAUUCUUCCAAAAUCUCAACAUUUCAGUCAAGUUGCUUGACAGUUUCUUCCCGCCAAAAUCUGAUCAGUGCCCAUUUUGUUAGUAAUAUAAGUGGGACCGCCCUUACUUUGCUAAGACCUCAAGCUUCUUCUGCCAAUGGACAGACACAAACACAAACACAGCCUAUGCCUAUGCUUCCUCCCUUCAAUGUUUUGAUCACCGGAUCUUCCAAAGGGAUAGGUUAUGCACUAGCUAAAGAGUUUCUGAAAGCCGGUGACAAUGUCAUUAUUUGUUCAAGGACAGGUGAACGAGUAGAAUCAGCAGUUCAGAGCUUAAGAGCAGAAUUUGGGGAUGUGCGUGUGUGGGGUACCAAGUGCGAUGUGAGGGAUGGAGAAAAUGUGAAGAAUUUGGUUGCAUUUGCACAAGAAAAAUAUAAAUAUAUCGAUAUAUGGAUUAAUAAUGCAGGAUCUAAUGCAUACAGCUAUAAGCCCUUGGCAGAAGCUUCAGAUGAAGAUCUCAUUGAGGUGGUCACCACAAAUACCCUGGGUUUGAUGAUCUGUUGUCGAGAGGCAAUAAAGAUGAUGUUGAACCAACCGAGAGGUGGCCAUAUUUUUAAUAUUGAUGGCGCUGGUUCUGAUGGGAGACCCACCCCAAGAUUUGCUGCAUAUGGAGCAACCAAGCGCAGUGUGGUGCAUCUGACAAAAUCAUUGCAGGCUGAAUUACAGAUGCAGGAUGUCAAAAAUGUGGUGGUGCAUAAUUUGUCGCCUGGAAUGGUCACAACUGAUCUUCUGAUGUCGGGUGCUACAACGAAGCAGGCAAAGUUUUUCAUAAAUGUUCUCGCAGAACCCGCAGAAGUAGUCGCAGAGUACCUUGUUCCCAAUGUCAGAUCCAUGGCUGGCAGUGGAUCAACAAGACCAACGUACAUCCGGUUUCUAACGGGGUUGAAAGCCUACUCCCAGAUUUUCUCAAGAAUCGUCUUUGGUGCCAGGAGGAAUAGAUUUGUGCUUGAAGAUUGAAAAGUUUGCAGUUCAAAAUAUCAUCAUUCUUCCACUAAGCUACAUCACUUUUUCUUGUAGUUAAAAGGCUAAAUCCAGCUACUAAAUGCUUUUACCUUAUUAGCAUAGCCCAAACAAAGUAUGAGGGAUCGUCUGGACCAUUAACUAGUUUUUUAAAUUAAUUGAAAAAUCAAUCUCAUUUGAUUGUUUAUCA